Molecule: messenger RNA, 1523 nt
Organism: Lathyrus oleraceus (garden pea)
Lineage: Eukaryota; Viridiplantae; Streptophyta; Magnoliopsida; Fabales; Fabaceae
Product: alcohol dehydrogenase 1-like
Exons: 10
Coding region: 203-1345 (380 amino acids)
Biological process (GO): formaldehyde catabolic process
Cellular component (GO): cytosol
Molecular function (GO): zinc ion binding; S-(hydroxymethyl)glutathione dehydrogenase [NAD(P)+] activity; alcohol dehydrogenase (NAD+) activity
Source: RefSeq, a predicted model, not a curated record
CAGCGACAGCGGUUACCCACAAAACCAAAGCAGUAUUCUAUUACCAGUACCUUCUUUCCUUUCUUUCUCACUACUAUAAAUAGAGAUCACUCACGUUGCUGGCUCCACACAGAUAUAGCAAAAAUCAAAUCAAACCAAACUUAACACUCAUCAUCUCAGUUACUUUAAUUACCAUAUCGUUAUCUAUCAUCAUCUCUUUACCAUGUCGAACACUGCUGGUCAGAUCAUCAAAUGCAGAGCUGCGGUUGCAUGGGAGGCUGGGAAGCCGCUGGUGAUUGAAGAAGUAGAGGUGGCGCCACCGCAGGCCGGUGAAGUUCGUCUCAAGAUACUCUUCACCUCCCUUUGCCACACUGAUGUUUACUUCUGGGAAGCUAAGGGACAGACUCCAUUGUUUCCUCGUAUAUUUGGUCAUGAAGCUGGAGGGAUUGUGGAGAGCGUAGGUGAGGGUGUAACUAACCUGAAACCAGGGGAUCAUGCUCUGCCUGUAUUCACAGGAGAGUGUGGGGAAUGUCCACAUUGUAAGUCAGAGGAAAGCAACAUGUGUGAUCUUCUUAGGAUCAACACAGAUAGAGGUGUCAUGCUCAAUGACAACCAGUCCAGAUUCUCUAUUAAGGGACAACCUGUGCACCAUUUCGUCGGCACCUCUACGUUCAGCGAGUAUACUGUGGUUCAUGCUGGAUGUGUUGCAAAGAUCAACCCUGAUGCACCACUUGACAAAGUUUGCAUUCUCAGUUGUGGAAUAUGCACUGGUCUUGGUGCUACUGUGAAUGUUGCAAAACCAAAGCCAGGUUCUUCUGUUGCUAUCUUUGGACUUGGAGCUGUUGGUCUUGCUGCUGCUGAAGGAGCAAGAAUCUCUGGUGCAUCAAGAAUCAUUGGAGUUGAUUUAGUUUCCAGCCGAUUUGAAUUAGCUAAGAAGUUUGGGGUAAAUGAGUUCGUAAACCCAAAAGAGCACGACAAACCUGUGCAACAGGUAAUUGCUGAAAUGACGAAUGGAGGUGUAGAUCGAGCUGUUGAAUGUACCGGUAGCAUCCAGGCCAUGAUCUCAGCAUUCGAAUGUGUUCAUGAUGGUUGGGGUGUUGCUGUACUUGUUGGAGUGCCAAGCAAAGAUGAUGCCUUCAAAACUCAUCCUAUGAAUUUCUUGAAUGAGAGGACUCUUAAGGGUACCUUCUAUGGCAACUACAAGCCCCGCACUGAUCUUCCCAAUGUUGUUGAGAAGUACAUGAAAGGGGAGCUGGAGCUGGAGAAAUUCAUUACUCAUACAGUACCAUUCUCAGAGAUUAACAAAGCUUUUGAUUACAUGCUGAAAGGGGAGUCCAUCAGAUGUAUCAUCAAAAUGGAGGAGUAAGUCUCUAGAACAAAGAUGUAAUAGUCCCUACCGGGGGACUGAUGUCACUAGUUAUGAGAAAAUAAAUUUCAUAAAUAAUCCUUUUUGGAUUAUUGAGUUUGUGAGGAUUUGUUACUUUUGUAUGUAAAGAAUUGUGCUGCUGUGAUAAUAUAAUAUUACGUUAUAAGUUAGACUUUGA